Molecule: messenger RNA, 182 nt
Organism: Acaulospora morrowiae
Lineage: Eukaryota; Fungi; Glomeromycota; Glomeromycetes; Diversisporales; Acaulosporaceae
Source: the annotation of a GenBank genome assembly
UUGAGACUAUUCUGGAGGCUCAACAAUUAAUGCAUAAUAUUGAAGAAUAUAUCAACUUGAUUGAUCAAUCAGCUACAAUGGAGGAUGUAUUAACAGACAAUGUUAUCAUCAAAAUAGUAAUUAAUGAGUUUCGUAAUAAUUAUGAAAUUGAUGAUGACAAGGAUCACCACCACCUCCAAUAA